Macrosiphum euphorbiae (potato aphid) is the source of this 540-nucleotide messenger RNA. Lineage: Eukaryota; Metazoa; Arthropoda; Insecta; Hemiptera; Aphididae. The record is from the annotation of a GenBank genome assembly.
AUGGAAGAUCAAAACUUCAACUUACUUUGUCGACAUUUACCAGCAUUGGCUUUCCUUCCGGUUUCCAAAGUCAAUGAAAGUUGGAAACUGCUUAAAACUGAAUUUUCGAAUGAUGAAAGGGAACAAAAAUUAAUAGAUUACUUCGAAACAACAUAUGUUAUUGGUAAAUCAGUGAGACUCCGCGGGCGAAAUCCACAAGUAAAACCCCCGUUAUAUCCACCAGAAAUAUGGUCAGUAGCUCAACGAGUUGAAUAUGAAUUGCCACGCACUACUAAUAUCACUGAAUCUUGGCAUAGUCGUUUAAAUAGGUUGAUAUCGAAACAUCCAGGUACUUAUAAAUUCAUAACACUUCUUCAAAAAAUGCAGAACGAGAACGAAAGUUUAAUUGAACAAUUUAUUCAAGGCAGAAUUGCAAAAAAAAUAAAGGUAUCCCGACAACAACAUGAAGAUAGAAUUAAAAAUUUAGUUUUAAGAUUUAAAAAUAGUAAUCAAAAUAACAUUGAGUUUUUAAGAGGCAUUGCGUACAAUUUAAACUUUUAA